Messenger RNA from Pyricularia oryzae 70-15, 1303 nucleotides. RefSeq lists its product as uncharacterized. The transcript has 2 exons. The coding region runs from base 20 to 1303 and encodes 427 amino acids. Lineage: Eukaryota; Fungi; Ascomycota; Sordariomycetes; Magnaporthales; Pyriculariaceae. The record is from RefSeq and is a predicted model, not a curated record.
UGCAGAGUUGCCAACUAACAUGUGCUCUUGGACGCCCGAGGGACGUGACGUGACUGCAAACGUUGACGCACACUUUUACGCACAUGAAGUUUGGGCGCAACUUGGUGAAUGUUAUUUAUUUAUUUAUCUAUCUCUCUUAUCUUUUUAUUUAUUUGUUUACUUGACCAGCCACUUGGUCUAUAAAAGCACAUCCAACCCGGUUUCUCCAUCCAUCCUGAUCGCUCUCCCCGUCAAACACAGUCACUCGCUCUAUUUCCUCAAUCCAAACACUCUACUUGAUCAAAAAAAAGCAUUGACUACCUUGUAUAUACAAAACCCGACCGAGAUCAAUCGCAUCAUCAUGUCUACAGAAACCGACGCAGAGCUGGGUACAGCUCUCAGCGAAUGCCAGAUCAUGGAGCGCCAGGCCGAGACAGCCAAGAGAGGAUCGUGCCGGAAGCUCACGCUGGAGGACCUCCCUCCAGAGAUCAUGUUCAUCAUCUGCGAGUACGUGCUCUUCUCAAACACGCAGAGCGCGCCGCGCAACCCGGCGAGGGACCAGCACAUGCGGUUCCAGAGCCCGGCGGCGCGGGGGGUGUGGCUGCCGCGGCUGCUGGGCAUCGACGGGUGGGAGGAGCAGCAGACGCAGACGGCGCUGCUGAGGACGAGCCGGUUCCUGUCGGGGUGCGCGCGGCGGGUGCUCGCAACGUCCAAGUUCAGGGCGCAGGUGGACGUGGACGUCAUGUGGGUGGCGACGUCGGGCAUGUGGCCGACGGUGCUCAGCCCGACGGCCUGCUACCGCUCUGCUCUGGACGGCAGCCGACCGGGCACGACGGUCGAGGUGCUGACGGUGUCGAUUCGGCUGUUUGACGACCCGGCCGGCCUGCACUGGUCGCUGGCGGGCUGGGGCCGGUUCCUGCCCAUCCCCAAGGGCGAGGUGGCGAUUGCGACGGCGAUCCAGUCGCUGCCCCCCGCGAUGAAGCAGGCGGACAGGGUCGUCUUUUGCCCGCCGUUCGUCGCCAACGGCUACUACCACCGCUGGGGGGAUUUCGGCAACGGCGAGUCGGCGUGGCCCAAGGGGUGGACGGUGCCGGACGAUCUGGGGCCCGAGGAGCAGCGCAACAGGAAGCGGCUGCUGCCGUGGGAAGGGUGCAAGCUGAGGGCGAGGACCGCCAUGGCCGACAAGGUUGCCAACUUUCUGUGCAGUGAGCUUUUGGAGCUGAUGAGGAGGGACGAGGGCCUGGGGGAGCUUGGAGAGGGGCUUGAGAGGGUUGAGUUCAAGGUGGGAGGGGUGUUGAGGAGGGCUGUGGAGGUGGAUGUCUAG